Prinia subflava (tawny-flanked prinia) is the source of this 3589-nucleotide messenger RNA. It is a transcript of the gene CTPS1, whose product is annotated as CTP synthase 1. The record is from RefSeq and is a predicted model, not a curated record. Gene Ontology annotation, cellular component: cytoophidium; cytoplasm. The transcript is spliced from 19 exons. Gene Ontology annotation, biological process: CTP biosynthetic process; pyrimidine nucleobase biosynthetic process. The coding region runs from base 23 to 1912 and encodes 629 amino acids. Gene Ontology annotation, molecular function: identical protein binding; CTP synthase activity. Lineage: Eukaryota; Metazoa; Chordata; Aves; Passeriformes; Cisticolidae.
CGCAGAGGCGGCGCUGGGCCUCAUGCGGUUCCCAGCCGAGCCGGCCGGGAGCGGCGCCGCGCGCGCUCCGCACCUCCCGCCCGUUCUCCCCCCGCGCGCGCUGUCCGCGCGCCCGGCGGCCCCAGGCGCGGGGCAGAUGAAGUACAUCCUGGUCACGGGCGGGGUCAUCUCUGGCAUCGGCAAGGGGAUCAUCGCCAGCAGCAUCGGCACCAUCCUCAAGUCCUGCGGGCUGCAUGUCACCUCCAUUAAGAUCGACCCCUACAUCAACAUCGACGCCGGCACCUUCUCCCCGUACGAGCACGGGGAGGUGUUUGUGCUGGAUGAUGGAGGGGAGGUGGACCUGGACCUCGGGAACUACGAGCGCUUCCUCGACAUCCGACUCACCAAAGACAACAACCUGACCACGGGGAAGAUCUACCAGUAUGUCAUUAACAAGGAGAGGAAGGGAGAUUAUCUUGGCAAAACGGUCCAAGUUGUUCCCCACAUCACAGAUGCCAUACAGGAAUGGGUAAUGAGGCAGGCACGGAUUCCUGUGGAUGAAGAUGGCAUUGAACCCCAAGUUUGUGUGAUUGAGCUCGGGGGCACCGUGGGUGACAUCGAGAGCAUGCCGUUCAUCGAGGCCUUCCGCCAGUUCCAGUUCAAAGCCAAAAGAGAGAAUUUCUGUAACAUCCAUGUCAGUCUGGUUCCCCAGCCAAGCUCCACAGGGGAGCAGAAGACCAAACCCACCCAGAACAGCGUCCGUGAGCUCCGAGGGCUGGGGCUCUCACCAGAUCUGAUUGUUUGCAGGUGCUCCACUCCACUGGAUACCUCAGUAAAAGAGAAGAUUUCCAUGUUCUGUCAUGUUGAACCAGAACAGGUCAUUUGUGUUCAUGAUGUCUCCUCCAUCUACCGGGUUCCUCUGCUCUUGGAGGAGCAGGGAGUUGUGGACUACUUCAGGCACAGGCUGGACCUUCCCAUCGAGAGGCAGCCCAGGAGGAUGCUCAUGAAGUGGAAGGAGAUGGCAGACAGGUACGACCGUCUGCUUGAGACAUGCUCCAUUGCACUGGUGGGCAAAUACACCAAGUUUUCUGACUCCUAUGCAUCUGUCAUCAAAGCCCUGGAGCACUCUGCCCUGGCCAUCAACCACAAACUGGACAUUAAGUACAUUGACUCUGCUGACCUGGAGCCAGACACUCUGCAGGAGGAGCCUGUGAGGUACCACGAGGCGUGGCAGAAGCUCUGUGGUGCUGAUGGAGUUCUUGUUCCUGGUGGAUUUGGUGUUCGAGGGACAGAAGGCAAAAUUCAAGCCAUUUCCUGGGCAAGAAAACAGAAAAAACCCUUCUUAGGAGUCUGUCUGGGAAUGCAGCUGGCAGUGGUGGAGUUUGCUCGCAGUGUCCUUGGUUGGCAAGAUGCCAACUCAACAGAGUUUGACCCCAAAACUUCUCAUCCAGUGGUCAUAGACAUGCCAGAACAUAAUCCUGGGCAAAUGGGUGGGACAAUGAGGCUUGGCAAAAGAAGGACACUCUUCCAAACCAAGAAUUCAAUCAUGAGGAAGCUGUAUGGAGAUCACGAUUUCUUGGAAGAGAGGCACAGACACAGAUUUGAGGUCAAUCCACAACUGAAAAAGUGUUUUGAAGAGCAAGGUCUGAAGUUUGUGGGGCAGGAUGAGGAGGGGGAGCGCAUGGAAGUAGUUGAGCUGGAGGAGCAUCCUUUCUUCGUUGGUGUUCAGUAUCACCCUGAGUUCCUCUCCAGGCCCAUCAAGCCAUCACCCCCCUACUUCGGGCUCCUCCUGGCAUCUGCAGGGAGACUCACCCACUACCUGCAGAAGGGCUGCAGGCUCUCCCCCAGGGACACCUACAGUGACCGGAGUGGCAGCAGCUCUCCUGACCUGGAGAUAACAGAGCUGAAGUUCCCUUCAGCAAAUCAUGACUGAUUCCUGGUGUGUCCUUGCUGCCCAGAGGAGUCUCCAUUAGGUUUUCCAGGUGUUCUUACAGCAGUAGCUUCAACACCCUCAGCUUUGGGCUUUCCUAACUUAUGGGUUGAUAAUUUUCAUUCUGGCAUCCUGUCCCUUAUUUCCUCAGCACUUCUGUCCUUCCUUUAUUUUCUAUAUAGAUCUUGGUUCUUUGUGGAGGAGAGUUCACAGAGGCCCCUGCAGACUUCCUUCAGUUCCUUCAGCUGCACCAGCCUGGAGGUCAAAGCAGACUGGGCUGUGGGAUUUGCUGUGCUGAGGGAAAUCCCAGUGCAGGGAGUGCUUGGCAUCGGGGUGCCCUGGACACUGACAGUGGAGUUGCUUUCUCCAGUCUUUCUGCUCCCUCCUCAGUCUUUACUUACUGAUGAAAUUAUGGAUGGCACAAGAUUUUGGGGGCUGGCUUAGUGUUUGAGCUGGGCUGUGCUGCAGAGAGGACUCUGGGCAGCUUCAUGAAACCUUUUUGGGUUUUUUUUUUGUUUUUUUCAGGGAAAGGGGGAAGGGGAUGAUUUUUGCUUUGUUUUUACUUUUUUUUCAGUAGCAUUUGCAAACCUUUGUCACUGGUGCUCUUGGUGCAUUCACUGUCACUAUGAAUUUGUAACCAGGAAGAUCCUCCUGGAGAAUAGCGUUACUCUGGAACACGCUCAGCUCUGGCUGACGUGGCCCUGCAGGGAUGUGAUGGGAUCAGGCUGGGGGGACAGGAGAGCAAAGCUGCCAGGGCAGCCCUGACCCCAGCAAAGCUGCCAGGGCAGCCCUGACCCCAGCAAAGCUGCCAGGGCAGCCCUGACCCCAGCAAAGCUGCCAGGGCAGCCCUGACCCCAGGGCUCCCUGUGAGCCCCCCCUGGAGCCGCUCCCAGGGCUGGGAAGCUCCGACCCCUUGCAUCAAGGGGGAGGUGAGAACAGAGUGAACCACUGAACCACUUCCACUGCUGCCUUGAGCUGUGUCCUGGCCUGGGGCACAGCAGCUCCUGGUGCUUUCCCGUGGGUUUGAAGCGGAGCCUUGUGUUGCCUUUCAGUCCACGAUGGAGUCGCGUGUCCUGCGCUCCUGCAGUUCCCAAGGGCUGUUCUGAGGGAGGGGCUCACCCUGCCCUGUUCCCUGCCGUGGGUGGGGGGUGUUGCUGUCCAGCUCUGCCGUGCUGAGGGGGCUGAACUGCCUUGGUUCCCUGCCUGCUGCUCCCUGUGUGGCCUUUGGUGACUGGGAGGAAAGGAAGGAAGGAAGGAAAGUGUCUCCGUUGUCUGAUGUUGCACACUCAAGACUUCAGCAGCUCCGUGGUUUUGGGAGAGCUGCACGGGUCAGACCUGGCUGAGCCACGAAACCAAACCCUGUCCUGUCCCUCCUCAGUGAUCUCCUCCCCAGCCCCCCUUGCUUUAGCCCUCAGUUUAAAAUAUUCCCUGUAAAGCUGCUGUGAGCCCGGAGAGCUUCGAGCAGCCCUCGUGUGCCAAUUCCAGCUGUUGUGCAGGAAUUACUGAGUUGCAGGGCUCUGCUACUGCCCAGUCCUGCCCUGGCCUGGCUGCUCCUGGGGCAGGGUGAGAUCCUUCCUCAGCUGCAGCACAACUGUGGGGUUUUUUUUCUCCUGAAAUGUUUGUUUUGGCCAAAACUGUGCAACUGACUUGGUCAUUAAAUGCUCAUUUGUAACAAACUGA